Molecule: messenger RNA, 1434 nt
Organism: Podarcis muralis (Common wall lizard)
Lineage: Eukaryota; Metazoa; Chordata; Lepidosauria; Squamata; Lacertidae
Gene: TMEM18
Product: transmembrane protein 18
Cellular component (GO): nuclear membrane
Source: RefSeq, a predicted model, not a curated record
AAACAAUUUUUUCCUCCUGUCUGUCCACGCCUCCAAGCGGAUUCUCGUGAGGACAAGAGGGAGUUUCUCUCCUCCUCCGCAAACUUGUUCCAAAUGGAACUUUAAUGCACAUCCUUCCGGAUUCUAAUUGGACGCAGUUCUAAUUGCUGCGCAGCGCGCGCCACGGAAGCGUUUGCUGCACGCCAGAGGGAGAAGGGAAGAGAAGGCGUCUCCAUCCUCCCAACAUUUACGCACCGUUACGCAUCGCGCAUGGCGGAAUUGGCGCCGAAUCCGGAAGGGUGCCGUGUCGCCUGACUUCAAGCGGAGAGGCGGGCGGGUGUUUUCCGCCCUUCCUUCCUCCCUGCUCCUCUCCCGGACCAUGGAGCUUCCGAGGCACGUUGGAGUCUCCAGGAUCCUGACGGACACAGAUUGGACUGAACCAUGGCUCCUAGGUCUUGUAUUUUUCCACAUCGCUUACGUCUUCCUCACUUACCUCUCAUUCCAGCACUACCGCCUGCAAAUAGGGCACUUCCUUUCAAUCAUGACCCUGGUAUUCUGUGCAGAAUAUAUCAAUGAAAUUGCGGCUGCAAACUGGAGAUUGUUCUCGAAGCACCAAUACUUUGAUUCAAGAGGAAUGUUCAUUUCCAUAGUGUUCUCAGCACCGUUGCUGCUGAAUGCUAUCGUUAUUGUGAUCGCUUGGGUUUAUAAAACAGUGAAUGUAAUGACAGAACUGAAGACGGCGCAGCUAAAAAGGAAAGCAAGAAGAGAAAAUAAGAAAAGUCAAUAAAUAAUGGUUUCUCCUGUAAAUGUAUGUAGGAGGUCAUUCUUAACAAUGUGAUGUUGAAAGAUUUGAGCUUUGAUUCCCUUUUCUUUCCCAAGUUUUACAGGGUUGGGGUUUUUUGGUCUUUCUCUUAAAUGAUUCUUUUAACUUAAAUUGUUGUCCACUGUGAAUUAUAUCCCAGUACUGUGUGAGUGGAGCAGGACUUCACCUUCCUUCCUUUUUUCUUGCAGCCCUCUGUGUUAGCCCCAAAUCUGCUCUGAAGGUUCCCCCAACCUUCAGGGGUGGGUGGGUGAGAGACAACUGUGGAGGGGAAGGAAGCCAGUUCUGUAGAUGAAUGGGCACAAUUGGAUGCUGCCCUAGGCCAGGCAUGUCCAGCUCUCUAGAGACUGUGAUCUACUCAUUACCAUUGCCAAGAGUUGUCCCCCCCCCCCCGGCAACCAUUCUGCCACUUGAAGCUCGCAACUGGUACCCCAGUGCAACGUUUUGUUUUGUAAAGCAACCGUGAUUGCGAAUCCCAGCAUACUUCGUUGGAUAUCAGUUCCUUUGAUUUAAACUGAGCGUUAUUUUAAAAUAUUUGUACAUCUGAGUUGUAAAUUAAUACUGUAUAUUGCUGUAUAUGCCAUGAAAUGUGUGUAAGUUUACUGUUUUUACAUUAAACUUUUUAUUUUAUUUUA